AUGCGAUUACUCUGGGUAAAGUUUGAUAGUUUGGCCCUAGCUCCGGGCUGCGACUGUGCAGAAUCUAGAGAGUCUAUUGAAUUUAUGGAACGUUUGAAGUUACUACAGUUCUUGAUGGGAUUCAGUGAGUCAUAUGAACAAGCUCGUAGCCAGAUACUUAUGAUGAUCCCACUUCUUACAGUGAAUAAGGCAUACUCCAUGUUAAUGGAACAUGAGAGUCAAAGAGCUAUGUCCAAUCACCAUGACUCAGCUGAAGAAAAUGAAGUUGUUGCAUUGAUGUCUACUAGGACUGCUGGUGGUCAAUUUCGACCUAAGAAGAAUUACAAUCUCCAAUGUGAUUUUUGUAAAAUGAAAGGGCACACUAGGGAGAACUGUUACAAGAUAGUAGGUUACACAGCUGAUUUCAAACACAAAAGAAGUGGAGGAUAUAGUUCAGCUAAUUCUGUUAUGAUUGAAGAAGCUAAUCCACAGAUGCAGGGCAACAUGAAUAUACCUAACAUGUCCAGUCAUGCUGAGAAGGACAAUUCUUUAGGAUAUGGAAUAGAGCAUAUAUUCAUAGAGGAUCAAUUCAAUCAGAUUCUAAAGCUCCUAAAUAAAGAAGAAGUGCAGGAGACUACAGCUAAUAUGGCAUCUGUAUUUUUUCCUGGCUUUUGUAUGCUUCAAGACCUCUACACUGGGAAGCUGAAGGGGAUUGGUAAAGAAGCUAAUGGACUUUAUCUACUGACUUCUACAACUUCAAGUAAAGGACAAGGGUUAGUUCCACAGUCUAUGAAUGUGCGGCUAGAUCAAAAUACCUUACAACUUUGGCAUAGAAGAAUGGGUCACCCAUCAUCAAGAGUUAUGAAGCAUGUGUUGAAUGUCAUUGAAGAACUAUGUAGAAGUGUAAUAAAUAGCUGUGAAAUUUGCCCCAUAGCCAAACAAGCAAAAUUGCCCUUUCCUACUAGUAGUAGUAGAAUAGAAAGUGUGUUUGAAUUGUUGCACAUAGAUGUAUGGGGACCAUUUUGA
Molecule: messenger RNA, 1005 nt
Organism: Nicotiana tabacum (common tobacco)
Lineage: Eukaryota; Viridiplantae; Streptophyta; Magnoliopsida; Solanales; Solanaceae
Source: RefSeq, a predicted model, not a curated record